GAGAGGGGGGGAAGAUAUAAAAAUGAUCGCCCAAAUAUAAACACAUCAAUAAACAGGGUACGCAGCAUCCUGCGAGGAUCCAUUUGAUCUGCUCGCGUCUGGAUUCUUUCUGUGCCGUAUGUCUGGCUUUAUAUUUUAAAUGGUAAUCAGACCUCGGGAAGAAUCCAGCGUUAACUAAAGCAUUAAGAGCUGCAACCGCACAAUCAAUCCUCCCAGAGUGGCAUUACUCCCUAAGAGAUUCUUCAGCGCAGCAGCGAGCAUUUUAUCUCCAGGAAAUUUAAUCCCAGCCUGGCGUCGUGGCAGUGAUGUUAGGCUGGAAGCAGCCCCCUUCCUCAGUAGUUUAACGCGAGAGGCACCAGGCCCCUUUACGGUUUCCAAUGAUCCGUGAUAAACAAUAACACGUCUUUUAUUUCUUAAGAAACGAGACAAUCAAAUAAAAUGAGCAGAGCCUGAGCAUAAAACACCGGGCGAGCCGUGGCUUUAUUAAUUUCGUGAGACGCAUAGACUGUGCAGGAAGGUGAGCAGGCAUUGCUGCCGGAAAGCCCAACCGCGAAGGAGAGAGGGGUGAUAGUAAAAGCUUCAUCUGGACACCGCUCCAGCCUAGGUAUAAUAAACAUCAGGACCGCCGGGCUAUUUUAUAGCGGUGCGUGCGAUAAGAGAGGAGCUAAACUUGGAGGCAGCCCUAGCAAAGCUCGCUCCUUCCCCGGGAGCGCGGCUCCCGCCCAGGCGCAGGCACUCGCCCAUGUGGGCGAAGCGUGCGCGCCUGUGUGUAUGGAAAUCCAUAUUGCACAUUAAUAUACAUCUAUCUCCCAAAUUCAGAGGUCGACCUGAGAGCAGCUCGGUGCAUACGAAACCAGACUGGGAGGGGUUGCUGGGGAGGCCCGGGCUUCCAUUGGCUGCAGGCGCCUGCCGUGGUGCGGGGGUAUCUCUAAUCAUAUUCAGCAUGUUUUGCACAAGAAAUGUCAGCCAGAAAGGGCUAUCUGCUCCCUUCGCCAAAUUAUUCCACAACAAUGUCAUGCUCCGAGAGCCCGGCUGCAAACUCUUUUUUGGUAGACUCCUUGAUCAGCUCGGGCAGAGGGGAAGCGGCGGGAGCAGGAGGCGGAGGCGGAGGCGGAGGCGGCUACUAUCCCAACAGUGGGAUCUACCUGCCACAAGCGUCCGAUCUGUCCUACGGGCUGCAAAGCUGCGGACUUUUCCCGGUGUUGAGCAAACGCAAUGAAGGUACUUCUCAAAGCAUGGUCCCCAGCUCGCACCCCUACGUAUCAGGGAUGGAAGUGUGGCUAGACCCCCCCCGGUCCUGUCGCAUGGAAGAGCCGGAGAGCCAGCAGGCCACCUCGUGCUCCUUCGCUCCAAGCAUUAAGGAGGAGAGCUCCUACUGCCUCUAUGACUCAGAGAAAUGCCCCAAGGGCUCGGCUGCCACAGACCUCGCUCCCUUCCCCCGGCUGAGCGCCGAGGUCAGCCCGGCCGGCAGCGGCGGCGGGGUCCCCGUCCCGGGCUAUUUCCGCCUCUCCCAGGCUUAUGGCACCUCCAAGAGCUACGGCGCGGGGCCGGCCGGGGCUGCCCCCUUCCCUCCGCAGCCCCACGGCCGCUUCCAGACGCCUCCAUCUUUGCCUCCCGUCCCGGACGCCGGGAGAAAGGAGGACGAGGAGCGUUCCCCCAGCCCCUUGGCGUGUGUGUCCCAGAGGGAGGACGAGACUCAGGCUUCAUCUUCCACCGCAGAGGAGCUCUCUCCGGCUCCGUCAGAGAGCAGCAAAGCCUCUCCCGAGAAAGAGCCCGUAGGCAAUUCAAAAGGAGAAAAUGCAGCAAACUGGCUCACGGCAAAAAGUGGCAGAAAGAAACGGUGCCCCUAUACCAAGCAUCAAACUCUCGAGCUGGAAAAGGAGUUUCUAUUCAAUAUGUACCUGACUCGUGAGCGUCGCCUAGAGAUCAGCCGCACAGUCCACCUCACAGACAGACAAGUUAAAAUCUGGUUUCAAAACCGCAGAAUGAAACUGAAGAAAAUGAACAGAGAGAAUAGGAUUCGGGAGCUCACAGCCAACUUUAAUUUCUCUUGAUGAACCUAUAAACACAUUUUUAUGGUUUAAAGAGCCAGUAUCAUUUUCCUAGGCUGUAGUCAUCCGCACCUGUAUGGAUUAACGAUUUUAGACGUUCUCAAUAUGUCCUUAUCAUCUUAAGAGCUACUGGGGCUGGGUGGGGAGCAGACUAAAGCUACGCUAAUGCACAAAAUGUUGUGUGUGCACCUCCCCGGUUUUUUUUCAGCUUUCCCCGGGCCCGAUUUGUUCCUUUAAGCUUUGAAACACAGAAAUACCUUGUCAGGAGCUGCAAUUAUCGUCCCUCUCAUCUCUCUCUUUGGAAAGUAAACAAGCUCGGUUAAAGGCGCAUUCUUUUAAAUUAUAAGCCGUGUAACUUGGACUGUACAUAGUAGCUGCAGAAAGAAGAAUUUAAGCCUUGCCGUAUUUCUAUAUAUUGGGAGCUUCCCCUCUUCUGUUUUCCUUUUCUCCCCCCUCCCCCCUUUUUCCUUCGAAAAACAGGACUUACAAUAAUGAAACGCAGGCAUCCUUUAAAAGGGCUUCAUGGGAACGAGUGUUAAGAGAGCUUCUUUUUUUUUUUUUUUUUUUUGCUUUACCUUAGAAGUCAAUAUUACAGCUUUAAAAUUGGCCAGGAAAAUGAAAUCUCUUCUCUUUAAAGCUGUAAAAGAGUUCGUGUUGCUCAUGGACUAAAUUAUGACACUUACCUCUGAAUUUCUUUCGCUCUUUCUGGUUGUAGAUAUUUACUUCAUGUAGUUUUGCUUAAAUAUGUGGAAUUAGUGAUUUUUUUUGUCUAUAAAUAACGUUACCAUUGGUAACACAUGACAAGCACACAGAAAUCCCCCCUUCAGAAGAAAGUAGUCACUUUUUCCUCACUAAUUUCACUGAAAAAGUAUAUAUCCUGAACAUCAGAAGGACUUCCUGAGCCAGAGUCUGAGAUUGUGAGGGAGAAUAUGUUCAUCUUCCUUUAUACUGUGAAGUUACAUGCAUUAAAGGGUCAAACAUAUAAGUGAAAAAAGUAAAAAAGAAAAAAAAAAAAAAAGAAGGGGGAAAUAUAAAUACAGAUAUGUAUAAAUGUCUAUUAUUAUUAAAAUGCCGAUACUGUUUUAAGCAAAUGCAUUCUAUCGUUAUUAUAAAUGUUAGUUCUAGCUAUAUCUAGUUCUUACCUUAAAUCUGAAUAAAUUAAUAUUGUAAUGCUGCUGUGCGUGAAAAAGACGAUGUUUAUGUUCUCAUAGAAGAAUAAAAAACCCGUGGAAUUAAUCCUUUUAAUUUUACCUCUUUUUGUGACUGUUUAUCCUCAGGUUCUACUUUAUGUCUUCGAGAACUUUUACAACAGGAAUAGUUGCCUAAACCCCCUGCAAUUACUUUAGGAAUCUAUUUAAAUAUUACCUAGACGGUCGUAAUUUGUCUGGGCCAUAUAGCGAUGGUGCUCUAAGGUUUGUCGGCUUUUGUUCAGUUUUAUGACUUGCUAGUAUAUCUG
Molecule: messenger RNA, 3507 nt
Organism: Cuculus canorus (common cuckoo)
Lineage: Eukaryota; Metazoa; Chordata; Aves; Cuculiformes; Cuculidae
Gene: HOXA10
Product: homeobox A10
Exons: 2
Coding region: 960-2054 (364 amino acids)
Biological process (GO): regulation of transcription by RNA polymerase II
Cellular component (GO): nucleus
Molecular function (GO): RNA polymerase II cis-regulatory region sequence-specific DNA binding; DNA-binding transcription factor activity, RNA polymerase II-specific
Source: RefSeq, a predicted model, not a curated record